Molecule: messenger RNA, 10855 nt
Organism: Xyrichtys novacula (pearly razorfish)
Lineage: Eukaryota; Metazoa; Chordata; Actinopteri; Labriformes; Labridae
Source: the annotation of a GenBank genome assembly
UGAGGUUUGCGCGUGGAGACGUAGACCGCUGUGUAUUGCUAUCCUGCGCUCGUUACUAAAGUUGGUAUAACUAGAGAAGCAAGCGGUCAGCAACAUUCAUCCCUCGAGGGGAUGUCUAACUCUGUGUUACGGUGUGUUUGACCAUAACUUAGAUUUACGCUGGAAUAUCCCUUUAACAUUUCAGUCAAGACCACUUUCACUAAACCUCUGUUCUGAUAGCUCCCUGUCCCUCCAUGUGUGAGAACAACAGUUUCAAUAUUUACCAUUUGGAUGCACACGUCAGCUUGACUAACACCAUACCCAAUCUGUGAUUUGAGCAAAUGUCUUUGCUGGGAUCUGUUUCCACUGGGCCUGCAGGAUAAAUCUAAUCAGCUGUAUGGUUAUUAGUCUGGCACAGGAAAAGUUUUUUUGUUUUAAUAUUUUACUCUGAUAAGACCGUCUUAUCGGAGAAAAACAGCUCACAAAAGUUGUUUCUGUUUUCUCUUUUACAAGCCUGCACAUCCUGAAGUGUCAGUACGGGAGGAAAAACCAAGAACAUGUGCAGCAAGUUGACAAAAGAAUAAAACUCAUGCUGUAGUUUCAUUAAAAUCAGAAAUAACACCGAGAGUGUGGAUGAUAUGAGUUCGGCACAAAGGCUGGAGGCAGUUUGAAUCUAAAAUGGGGACGUAAACAAGUAUCACAUUUGAUUAAUGGCUGUUUUUCUGCUUUCAGACCAUGAGAGGUUUGUGUAAAGAGGAGGACUAUGCAUUUCUGGGAAUGUCGGGAAAGACCAGAACAGGAACAGAGGAGGAGGGGGCCGGAGCUUCGGAGGGCGAGUGGAAAGACAGAAAAGAGGAGAGGGUGAGAGAUGAAGAAGAGCGUGGAUCACUCUCUGCUAAUUUGACAAAACAAGAAUAUCAGCGUGAACGUGUUUGUGUGUUUGUUUUAGAUCCGCUGGCGUCAGGAGAGGGAGCGGAGAGAAAAAGAGAGACUUCGAGAAAUAGAGGAGAGCAGAAAGGUGAAUGCACACACGGUCACAUGAUGCACACUCUACAUGUCUGUAUCUGUCAGACUAAAGUGUGCUGCCGUCGGCGUGGCACGCAGGAUUACACUGAAUGACACCAGAUCGGCCUCGACAGCCCUCCUUUGAUUACCCCGGGUGCUCAUGCGUGCACAUCACCCAAACACACUCACGCUGCACCCCGUAGACAUAAAGUGGCGGCUGCAGCGGAUUGAUUUGAUGACAGAUCCUCCUACCUUAUGAAAACAACACUGCGAGGAAAACUAACUUCAGGUUUUGGAUUUCAGCGCUUGGUUUCUAAUUGUUUUAUUCGUGUUGUUCAAGGAUUCCUGAGGAAAUGUUGAGAUUUUUGUGCCUGAAGCGUCAAAAGUGAUGUCUCUGCAGCAAAUGUUCCGUGUUUACCGUCUUUUAGAAAAGCUUUUAACGCUUUAGGGUUUUAUUAAAACAGGUUUUAUAAUCAGCAAAUGGAAACGGCGAGCUGAACCAUCAGGCAAGACCAGCAGCAGAGAGACGCAGGAUCAAUGAGUGUUAAUUUACCGUCAAGGUUCACUUCAUCGCUCACGGCUAAAUCAGAUUCACUUCUGUGGAAAACCACGAACAGAGAAGCACAACUUUGGCUCUCUGUCAAGGGGGCGGGGCCUAUCAGAGCGCACACAUGCAAAUACACACACUCCCCCCCUCCGCACACACACACACAUCUGGCCUUUAAAAUGAAGCGUGUUCAAACGGCAGAUUUAUUAAAAACUAUCAAACGCACACUUGCUGCAACAGAUGCACAUUCUCACUUACAUGGAAUGUACACACACACACACACACACACACACACACAUAUAGAGAAAACAGCUGUGGGUGCUUUGGGCAGCCGCCCUGUUUCUGACAAGAGUGUGUGAGGUCAGAAAGGGACGUGGGCCGCAGUUGUUGCCGUUUCCACUGCACGCUGCACACACACUCACACAUAUACACACACAUACAUACACACACAUAGGACAGGAAGUACAUGACAACACUUACCCUGAUGGAGAGGACAGCCACUCUCACCUCAGUCUGCAAACUUCUCUCUUUCUCACUCUCACUUGACUUCAGUCACACAAACUCAGAGCACAGACCUGACCCCCUGAUCUGCACCCACUCACCCCUGCAGACACACACACUGUAAAUGCAAACUAAUGCAGCCAAAAGCAUGAGCCCACACAGACUCAUUAUGGAUAACAAUUACCACAGCUACAAUCUCUCACCGCUGAAAACGCCGAAUCUGAGCCAGAAGAAUUCCAGAAACUCUCCGUAAUGUUUCUAACCUCACAUUCAGACACGACUGACCGGCCACUCUCCUCAAAUUAUUAUGAAAUACUCAUUUUAUGACCGAGACGCACUCUUAUGUCAUUCCCAAUUUAGCCGUCCUUAAGACAAGCAUCCAGGAAACAUGUUAAUGGAGGCUAACUGAACCGUUUUAAGGAGUUUUGUUAUGUAACGUCAAAUACAGACGUGAUUAAAAAAAAUCAGGAAAAGCAUUUUUGUGUAACUGCUUUGAUUAGAGACUUACAUAAACCUCUGGCAUCAACUUCUCUUCCUUUUUCUUAAUGUAAUAAGACAUGAAGCAGCUGGCACAGCCGUACUGUAAAUGACAUUUACUGGAUUUAUUAGACUGUGAAUGAACUCCUUUGUGAUAUAAACACACUUUUUUCACUACAAAAUAACCACCUUUAUUUACACGAAAUACAACAAGCACAACUUUUGUUGUGCAUUGUGAUAAAUGUAUGUAUGCACUUUCAUGCUCCCAAGAGUAACUGGAGACAUCGAGCAAAGCUGUAAACUGUGCAGAAAUCCUCUGGGUUACCUUUUCUCCUCCGAACCCAGAAGAAGAUCCUCAAGAUUUUAUUUGUGAUGUUCUUCAUACUAAGUCUGGAUGCUUUAGAGGCUCACUGCAGCUCUGUGGGAGAGUCAGCGGUCUCUGAAUGAGAGGUCAGAGUUGUUCAGUCCCAGCUCCUGCAGCGCACAGGCCUUAGUGUACUUAAGGAAAAAGCCCCACGCUGCUGCUCUGCAUGAGGUAACUGCAGGAAAUAUUGUUUUACAGUGCAGAUGCCAUGCAGACAGGUUUUCCAGCUGUGGUUAAAUUUGCAGCUUUAGUCUCUGGUCAGGCUUUGAAAUUAAAACAACUUACAGAGCAUUAAAAAUUUAACACGACCAUCAAAACAUUCAUCAGCAAAGUUUGUCAGUUUGAAUGUUAAAUAUCUUUUCUUUGUGUAACAGGGUCCAAAAGCAUUUGUAAAUCAUUGUGUUCUAUUUCUGUUCCUCUUUAAACAAAGUCCCAAUUUAGGGUUUGAAUUAGGGUUUGUAUUUGAUUUAGCUUACAGUACUUCUCAUGGUUCCAGGAAUAACUCCACCAAACAGUUUUGGCCGAAUCUCUUUCUGUCUCAUCUGUGAGGGAGGUUUUUCACUUUGGUGAGAGUCUCAGAUACCCUGAUUAUCAUGUCCAAAUAAUUGUACUCUAUUGUCUGUUCAAGUGCGGAUCCUCCUCCAGCUGUGAAACUGUGUUUUGAUUUCUAAAAUAUCACAUAUCAAGGGCCCAGUUUGAACAGAAAUUCAUUGUGCAUGUUUCUUCACCCUGCAUGCUGCGACACGAACCUGAGAAAAUAUUGACCUCUGGCAGGAGAGGGACACAGUUUUUGUGUUUUUGACUUUGGAAAAAGAUGAAUUCAUUGAGUUGCACUUUAUUCAAGUUUAACAAACUGCUGCUUAACCUGACUUUCAAAUCAGUCUUCUGUCUUAAAAAAGGGACUGUAAAUUAGGGCCCGACCGAUAUGGAUUUUUUGGAGCUGAUGCCGAUUAUUAGGGGGGAAAAAAUCUGAUUACCGAUUAAUCGGACGAUUUUUUAAAUUUUUUAUGAAGUUAUAAAAUAUAUAUAUACUGUAGGCUACUGCUCUUUACACCGCCAGGAAGACCGACUGAUCAAACUCGGACCAGAACAGCGUUUUCAACACCCCCUGCACCGAUCGAUCGGUGCCUCUGCGUCUUAACUCACGUCACUCAUGUCCGGUCUCAUCUGGAGACAUGCAGCUGCCUCAGUAAGAGAAGUCUCGAUCACAUAAUGUGUACUGUUGUUUAUUCUACCAUUACUGACACGGCUAACAGUGUAGCAAGGCUAAUAGCAGGUGGCUAACUCUAACUUUAGCUUGCAUAUUACAUGGUGCUUCACCGUUUACCCGGCGUGACCGAGACCAGCACAGCGGGGAACAUCCUGAAGUGGGUUGAAUUGAAUCUUGUUGACUUAUUGUGUAUUUCACAAACUGGUUUAUUUCCCGUUGAGGCGGACCACUCUCCUCCGUGCGUCCCUGAGCUGUGCUGUGAGGUAGUUAGUGGAUGAAGAUUGUCAUGAGGACGCUGCGCCAUCUACAGGAUAAGUCAGGGAACUUUUCUAAUGGUGGAACAUUUUCAAAGUGAAACCGAAUCUUAUUCUCUGCAUUUUAUUUCUGAAAAUAUUGGUGAAAAUCGUCGAGAUUUGGCCGAUCACCGAUUAGUCUCAAACAGGCUAAAAUCGUCCAAUUUAAUCGACUCGCCGAUAAAUCGUUUGGGCCCUACUGUAAAUGUCCACUAAAACCUAUACAGAAUAUAAGAUUGUCCACGGUUCGGCACAGAGGGUCUCAGUGAAUGCUGCCCUUGACUCUGGUGGGACCUUUUCACGCCUUUGCAGACAGAUUACAAAGUUCCGACCCUCCGACUGCUCUGCACACUCACACUUUACUCCAAAACCUGCACCGCGGGCCAGAUGGCUAAUUGCCUCCAUGAUGUUGUUGCUGCAUCAGAGGCGGAAAAGAAGCAUUAGCGCAAUUUGUCAAUUUGACAGUGAUCGCCAAUUAAAGUCAAUUUGUGCAACUCCCUCCUCACACACCAUGAAAGACGGACAAGUGUGCAGGGCAUGAAAAAAGCCAUCGUUCAAACGUCCAAACAGUCGGUUUCAACUCAAGGCCUUUAGGAAGAAUGUCCCGACUGUUUGCCUAAAUGUGUGUGUAUUUGUGUGUGUGUGUGUGUGUGUGUGCAUAAUUUGGGAGGUAACGCUUUAACUGCUUUCACCUUCACUCCAUAUGUCAGCCAGUCCUCCUCUGUAAACGAACAUUAAACCAAACGCUCCCUCGCUAACAUCAACUUCCUUCACACAACACACGCACACAGAGCAUGACGGAAAUGUUAAUUGAUGACAGCCGCUGUCCACAGAGAGCGCCGGGCCUCGCUCCGUUCACAUGUAUCCCAUCUGUAGAAAACUCUUACAUAUGCACACACACCUACAAGAUUUCACACACAAACACACAGCAGGAAACCAAAUCUGAGUCCAAUUUUGAGGUCAGGGAUCCACAUCCAGCAGGCCCUCGCACUUUUCAUGAUUCACACACACCUACUUGUGGUUCAGAGGUGCAGCCUUGACAGAAUGUAUGCACUGUUAUAUCAGCGCUCCAGAGGAACGCUGUAACCCUCACAAUGAUCCUACAGAGCUUUAAGAUAUUACAGAGGAUUUGGUGUGAGGGAUUGUGGGUGUUUUCUUUGUCAACAAACUCUUUUACUGCACAUAGCUGGUGUGCAGCUGCAAAGUAGAGCCCCGCUAUCUGCUCUGUUUUGCUAUGAAGAAUUAUAUUGUCAUUGCAACAUAAUACUGCACAUUUUUGAAACGUUGCAUGCUGGUCUGUGAGGUCUUUAGGCUUCAUGACCCCUGAGGAGAAGAUAACAAAAAUAUGCAGAAGCCAUCAAAACUACAUGACCCAUUUUAUUCACGCUCUUUAACUCCCAGCUUCUCCUGCAAAGAUCUCCUCAUGCACAUCAUUAUUUCAAGCGUCUGCACUUUAUGCAUUUUGUUGUUAGCUAUGUCUGGGACUCCAGCCUCAAACUUUCAGUGGAUCCAUUUAAAGACCCACUCCGAUGAAAAUCCUGUUUUUCUUGUUGUCUACGUGUUCAUACGGCAUUUUUCUGAUGCUACAGGACGUACCAUGAGAAAACUAAGUAUUUCUGCAGUCAAAUCGCUGUGAAUCUCUGGCAGACCUAAAUGGCAGGUUCAGACACAGUGAGAUUUCUUACAUCAGAAAUCCAAGCUCCGCCCCCGCUUCCCCGCUAGGCAGGCCACACUCAGAAAAGUAGAGAGGAUAAUUGCGGAACAAGCAAAACUCCUGAAUUGGAUGAAGUGAGCCACUACCAUGUUUGUUGGUUUGUUGACGGCACAGGCGUAAAUGCAACUCUUCUUCUUCUUCUUCUUCUGCAGUUGUUUUGGUGAAAUCAGACUACUCUGCGCACAUCCAAAUGCUUCUAAUCUGAAUAAAUCUUAUAGUUAACGUAAUCAUGAUCGGAUCAAGAAAUUUUGCACAUGUAACCAUGGCUACAUUCCUUCUUACGAAGAUUAGUCAAGCUGUUGCACAUUGUUUGCCCUUGUCAGCCACCGUAGACUCCAGCUUAUAUCUGCGAGCUGCAAACCUCCUAUGAACCUGACCACAAUCUGAAGUCUCGCCAACGUGUGUCUCGCCAUGCUACAGACAAAAGUCAUGAUUAAUAUGAUUAAUAGCAGUAACUAAAGUCCUCACACACAUGAUGGAUGAUGCUCCUCCAUGGCAGGCUUCCCCUGACCUCAGAUACACUGUGACGGCCCAGAAGGCCCUGAUAGAUUUAUGAACAUAUCACGAUCCUGUCAUAGUGUGAGGAGAGUGAUGAUAACAGACACAUCAUGAAGGUCUGAGCAUCAUCAUCCAGAUCCUAAGAAUGAGUUCAUAAAAUUAAAUCACACUCCUAUUUGGAAUAAGAUAGAUGAUGAAACAGGAUUUAUGGCCUUUAUAACGCAUGUUUCCUUUUCCCAGGAGAAGGAGCAGCAGUGGAGGACCCAUGUGGCGAACCUGACCUCCUCUCAGGAGAAGAAUCUGCAAGAUAGACUGGCGAGACUCAGGAAAUUCAGGGUGAGACUCACACACACAAACACACACUUACAAAUACAGACAUCCUGAUCUUUGGCAUGGUAGCGGUUUUGUGUCAGACACACAGCAAACAGAUCAUUCCUCUGUGUCUGUUUUUUUUUUUUACAAAGCUGACAUUAACAGUCUGAGAUUAAACACCCGGUUUGAUGUCUUCAGAGCUUCAGAGCUCCUGCAGAGUUUAAGAGCUUUUGAAAGAUGAAAAAUAAACUGUUUAUUAGCUGCUGUGCGCUCCUGGACUUCAUCACUGAGUUACAGAGCUGUUGCAGUCUAGAGUCAUCGAUCAGACGAUGGUUUAAAGCCUGUCAGCGCGGCUCUAAGUCUGGGAUUUUCAGCUUCAAUUAAAUCAGUCAAUCGAGCUUCACUUUAAGCACCGUUCAUGUAAAUCCUUACGUUAUUCUUUAUUUAUCUCAAACUUUAGGAACAACAACAACAAAACAACUAAAAACAAACAAACAGAACAAAAUAAUACAUAUGUACAGCAAACCACUGUACAUGUCAAAGAUAAAUUUACACAACAUAUGUAUGUCAAAAUAAAUAAUAAAUAAAAAAAAUUUUUAUCUGUUUUUAUAAGUUACAAAUUUGUGUAUAAAUGCCUACAUAUUAUACAAAAGGAUAUCUGCUCAGCAAUAAAUAGGUUACUUCUUAUAAUUACUUGCAUAUUAUAAUAAUAAUCAGUGUUAUAAUAUUCAGAAUUAAUAAAACUUUUAUGCAAUCAAGUAUAACUAGUAUAAAACCAUAUUUUUGUCAGUUUACUUCUAUGAAUCAUUAAAUACUUCUAAUAGUUUGAUUUAAAUAUUUUUAUGGUAUUGGACAUUUUUACGGUGACAUCCAGGCGGUUCCAGAGUUUAACACCACAAAGAGAAAUGCACAUACUUUUCAGAGUUAUAUGGACAAUCGGACAAAUAAAUGUAUGUUCACCCCUUAAAUUACAUUUACAGAUUAUGAGUUAAUGCAUUUCUUUUUCUGCUUUUAAAUCAGAAAUGCCAUCAGGUAAUGUAAUGCUUUUUUGUUAUUUGUCAUCCAAAUAACAUAAAAAGAAGCUUGGCACACCCUGUAGAUGAAACAGUCGAACAAAUCACUUAAUGAGAAUCUUUGCUGUGUAAAAUGCAAAAAAAAAAAUUGUCAUUUCUACACUGUUCUGACAGUUUCAGGCUUUUAAGAUAACCUUGUAGAAAAUGCAUAUUUUCAUCUUAUGUGCUUUUAUAGCUCAUAAAGAAGCAACAGUAUUAAUUUAAUACUAGCUAAAAAAAAUUAUCAGAGGAGCUUUAAGUAGAAGAAAAUAGAAAAGAGUAUAUUUCCUAAAAGCUCAGACUGUGAAAACUUGUGAAUGUCAGUGUUUAAAAAUGCUGAAUUAUCCCUUUAGAAUGAUGCUACUGCUAGCUCACUAGCAGCUUCUGUUCAUUUGUUUUUUCCCUGAAAGACCACGACUAUAAACUCAAAGUAUUACUCUUUAUAGCCCAAUAGCAACACUUCCUUUCAUUAAAAAGACAACUAUGGUGAAUCCUUUUAAUUGAUCUAUUACACCAUAUUUAUAUGUUUUUAUUGGAGACUAGUUUAAGGUAUUUUUGUCUCCUUCCUGCAGGAGUUCCAGAGGAAGGUGCUCAUGGAGGAAUCGGAGAUGGAGGCCGGCACCGCCACCCUCACAGCCAAUCAGCUUCUCACAAGGAUGUAGUGCACAACAGGAGAAACUGACUCAUCCAAAGUGUGCUAAAUGUUAAAUCGAAACAUCAAUAAAUGAUCAUUUCACUAGCUUCACAUGACGAUACGAUCUUAUAAAGACUAUUUUUAAAGCAGCAGUGAAACAACAGAAGUUGUGUCUUUCUGCUCAGUUCAGGAGUGGUGAAAACCUGAAAUGUCACAGAUAUGGUGCGAUUAGGAGUGGUAGAAAUUGAUUUUAGAUUUGGUAAAAGAAACAAAGAGGAUCUUUAUAUUUCCCCCAAUUCCCCAAAACAUAAGAUAAAUUUAGUUGGUCCUUAAAUGGCUGAAAUUGUUACCAAAGGAUGGGACUUUUGCUCAAGGACAGCAGUAAAAUUGUUGAUAAUUGAUUCUCAUAAGGCUCCAUUUUGUUCUGAAACAUAAACACACUGCUGUUUCUUCGGCUAUUCGUCCCCCUCCUACCUUUGUCAGGUAUAAAAAUGAUGACAGGGAAGUUUCUAAUCUUGUUGCUGGUCAAAAUGUAAGUAUAGUUUGAUAAAGAUAUUAAAGUAUUGUAUGUUAAAUGUCAAAGUAUAGUAUGAUAAACAUAUCAGAGUAAAGUAUGAGAAAAAUAUCAUAAGAUAGUAUGGAAAAAUGUCAGAGUAUUGUAUGAUAAAAAUGUCACUGUACAGUAUCAUAAAAAUAUCGAAGUAGAGGUUGAUAAAAAAAAUAAAUAAAUCAUAGCAAAGUAUUGUUAAAUGUCAGAGUAUAGUAUGAUAAAGAUAUUAUAGUAUAGUAUUAUAAAAUGUCACAGUACAGUAUGAUAAAAAUGUCACAGUAUAGUAUGUUAAAAAUAUCAUUGUAUAGUAUUUUAAAAUGUCAUCAUAUAAUACGAAAAAUUUCAUAGUAUUGUUUGAUAAAAAUAUUAUAGUACACUUUGAUAAAAGAUUGAAAUAUGAUUUUUUAACAUACUACACAGUGAUUUUUCUUUCAUACUAUACAACGAUAUUUAUAUCAUACAGUACUAUAAAAGUUUUAACAUACUAUACUUUUACAUUCUAUAAUAUUUUAUUAAGAUUUUUUAAUCAUACUAUACUCAUACUAUAGAAUGUCAUUUUUAUUAUAAUAUACUGUGAUAUUUUCAAAUUAUUAUACAAUGACAUUCUUACUGUACUAUACUAUGAUAAUGUUAUCAUACUAUACUAUGGAAUUUUAUUCAACUUUAUUAUCAUAGUAUAUAUAUAUAAAACAUUCUUCAUUUUUAUUAUCAUUUUAAGUAUUAUCAUACUUAACUAUGUUUUUUUUAAUACUAUAAUGUGAUAUUUUUAUCAUAAAAUACUGUGAUAUUUUUACUGUACUAUACUAUGACAGUUUGAAGAUACUAUCCAAUUUUUUUUUUAUCAAAGUCUACUUAGAAUCCAGAUCCAGAAAUAACUCUACGGGGUGAAAAAAAGUGUAAAUAUGCACAAAUAUCUUGGCAUAUUGAUUGACUAACAGCUGCCCUUUAAAUCCCAUGUGAGGAAAUUUAGUCCAUCCAAUUUAAGAUUUACCAGAAACUCCAUGACCAUGGUUGCAGCAAAGCUUUAUGUACAUGCAAUGAUUGUUUCACAUUUAACAUACUGUUUGCUGUGUGUUGCAUGAGCAAAUAAAACCACUCUCACACCACUUGAAACAUUAUACAAAAACACAGCUACUACCAUCAUUGCCUUAUUUUAAUAAAGCAUGAUCUUCUGAGUUGGGAUGAUUUCAUAAAGUAUGCAAAUCUCUGCCUGUAUGUUUGCUUGUUUGUUUGUUUUUGUUGUUUGUUUGUUUUUCUUUUUUGCAUAAUGCUUGCCAUUUUAUGCCCUGCCUUGUAAUGUCUGAUAUUGUUUGUGCUAAUGUCUUAGCUUUGUGUGCUACAGUUCUUGUGUGUGUUUCUAGCUGUAGUUUCCUCUCUUGCUCUCCCUCACUGGUUUUCUCCCUGUCUAGAUGUUAUGUGUGAAUGCUAGAGUUAUUUAUGAGCUUUUGUUAUGCCAUAUGUCAGACUUCUUACCUGUUUUACUUGUCAUUAUGAGCUUUUAUCAGGUAGAUUGUCAUAUAAAGUUGUGUUUGAAAGUACUUCAUUGUUGCCCCCUUUUUGGUUUUUAGGUUUCCUUUAACAUCUGGCCAGGGACAACGGAUGAAAACUAGCCUUUGCUGGUAAACUCUGGCUCACUUACAGUUUUUCUUUUAACUCUUUUGAUUAGUGGUGCAAUGUCCCUGUGAAAUAAACCAAUAAAGAAAGAGCAAAGCAAACAAA